Molecule: messenger RNA, 1332 nt
Organism: Orbicella faveolata
Lineage: Eukaryota; Metazoa; Cnidaria; Anthozoa; Scleractinia; Merulinidae
Biological process (GO): regulation of transcription by RNA polymerase II
Cellular component (GO): nucleus
Molecular function (GO): DNA-binding transcription activator activity, RNA polymerase II-specific; RNA polymerase II transcription regulatory region sequence-specific DNA binding
Source: RefSeq, a predicted model, not a curated record
ACGCGGCACGUACACUUUACAAUAAAUUUCAUCAUCCAUCGAGAAAAUGGCGGAGUGAAAUAUUUGCGGCCAAAGCUCCUCGUGCAAUUUUAUUGCACCCUUUACAACCAUGGAUUCUCAACGACGCGCCCAAGCUCUCUCUCACACAUCGAUUAUAGAUGGCCAGAACUUAUCACAAAUCCAAAAUGGAAGACAUCUCGUUAUUUUCGACAUCCGCAGUGUUAGAAGAGCUCGAGCUCUUCGACCCUCUUCCCGCCAUAGGAGAAGACGGGUUCUUAGAUGAGUAUGACGUGUACAGUUUUAUGGAAGACGCUUGUGUGAAACCUCCUCCUAACUUGCUAGCUGAAGAUCUUCUGCAAGAAUUUGAAAUCGAUGCUGGCAAUGGCCUGUUGGAUGCUGACUGGAUGACAGAAAAACUGGAAUUCAGCAACACGGAGCCAGUGGCUUUCCAAGAGACUGACACAUGUGUAAAUCUUGGUGGAGUGGAUUUGACAACCUUGGAAGUGGUCACUGCUGUAACAAGUGAGCCUGAGAACACCACCGAUACCUCAGAAAGCACGAUUCCAGUAACAACAGAUCAGUCUGCAGACAACAUUUUUGCAAAUGUUGAUGAAAUACUCAAGAGACUCUGUGCAGAUAAGAAGAUACUCCUCAUUGAAGAGCAACCUAGUAGCCCCACAUCCCCGUUACAGAGUGUUCCUGAUGUUGAGAUGAACUCUCCAACUGCACUCCUUUCCCCAAAGUCAGAUGUGAGUGAUGAAAGCACUUCACUGGCCUGUUCAGAAGGGGAGAGUUUCUCUUGUCCUUCAUCACCAGAAACGCCUGUCAGGAAAAGUGAUGUGACACCCCUUUCAACAGUUACAACUCGGCCAAAGCCAACAUACUUUGCGCCAUACCCAAAGGAAAAGCCUGCUAAGGUUAGAAGUCCAUUACAAAAGAAGAGGAAGCGUGAGCAAAACAAAGAUGCUGCUACUCGUUAUCGCGUUAAGAAACGCGAGGAACAGGAGCUUGUCCAAAAAGAACUUACUGGGUUGGAAAAAGAUAAUGUUGACCUGAAGGAGCAAGUUAUGUCUUUGUCUAAGGAAAUUGAGUACUUGAAAAACCUGAUGCUUGAAGUUUAUAAAACCAAGCUACAAAAACAGUGUUUGCUUGCUUCAUAAGAUUAAGUAAAAGUCAUUUUUGCGUAAAUAAAGUUAAAAAAGCUAACAUUUUUGCUAUUUCCAAGUGAUAUGCAGUUUGCCAAGCUUCCCAGUUUUUGUUUUGAUAUAAUUUCUCAAUAUUUUUAAGCUGUUUUACAGCAUGAUUUGUAUAUUAAAGGAUUUUAGACAUGAA